This is a messenger RNA of Aquila chrysaetos chrysaetos, 4247 nucleotides long. RefSeq names its product leucine rich repeat containing 26 (gene LRRC26). Bases 1219 to 2553 code for a protein of 444 amino acids. NCBI's taxonomy places the organism in Eukaryota, Metazoa, Chordata, Aves, Accipitriformes, Accipitridae. Gene Ontology annotation, cellular component: plasma membrane. The record is from RefSeq and is a predicted model, not a curated record. The transcript has 2 exons. Gene Ontology annotation, molecular function: protein binding.
GGUGACAGCAAAGGGCUGGCAGAGGAGCUGAGAUGAGGGUUUGCAGCCUCCUGGGCUCUCUGAGCACAAAAGCUGGAAAUGGCCUUGCUUUUAGUAUUUUUUUUUUUUUUCCAAUGAAUUUUGCACUUCUCACCUGAUCCCAGGUGCCCGCAGGCAGUGGGCAAUGCAAGCCCUGGGGAGGAAGAGCAUUUUGGGCAGGGCUCCCUAAAAAUUCAGGUCCUCAUAUACCCUGCGGCUGCUUGUGGGAUGAGCUGAUGCUGCAGCUCCAUGUGGCUGUGGGUUUGUGCCCUGCUUCAGGGCUGGGCUGGGCUGGAGGAUUCCUCUGAAUUAUUUCCAGAUGGGGAUUAAUGCAGCAAACUGAGUUUGCUGCAGGAUAGAUAAACAAACCAAAGCUCCUCUGGAUGCUAUUAAUAAACCGCCUGCCUGCUGCUUCUGCCCCAGAUUUGGGAACAUCCUGGUCCUGGCCUGGGGUGCAGCCAUGUGCUGCCUUGCUCCUCUUCUAGCCUUUUGGCUGUGGGGCAGAGGUGCCAGGGAUUCCUUCAGGGUCCUAAAUGGGACAGGAGUUGUGAGGGUGUGAGUGGAGGAUGGUGUCUCUGCUCUGGGUCCCUGCUCUGGGCUGUGAGUGGGAUGAGGUGCUGCCGGCUGUGUCCCCUGCUCCCCCAGUGUCCGCUGAGCUCCACCAGGGACGGUGGAUGCCGGGAGGUGACACCUCUCCUCUCCAGCCUUCUGCUGUGGGCCUUCAGGCAGCUUUGAGAAUGGAGCAGGUGUAAACAGGGUGGAGGCAGACUUUGAGCCCUCUCGAACUGCUGCUCUUGUGCUGGGGCGUGGGUAAACAAGUUUUGGGUGGCUGCAGCCCAGCAAGCUCACCUUUCCCAUGCGGGGGCUCCUGGGCGUCCCCCAGCAUGCCUGUAGAUGUGUGAUCCUGCUGGGGAGGAGGAAGGUGGCCCAUGGGACUCACAUCCCAACCUUCCUCAUUUUGGCAUAGCUUACAGUCUCCUGCCAGGGGCAAACAGAGCCUGGCCAAGGGUUGGGCUCAGCAGGGUGGCCCAUGGCUCCCAGCAGAGCUCCCCAUUGAGGACCUCUGGGCUUGGUGGGCCAGCACAGAAGAUGGGGUUAGACCUGCUGAUUAUAUGAUUUAAGCUUUGUCCCACCCCAGCCAGCUGCGGGGGUCAUGGGUCCAUACACCCCUCUGUACACGGCUGGUGAGGCAGCGCACCCAUGGGGAUGCCCUGUGGGGAGGCUGGAAGCCAAGAGAUGCACCUGGGUUUGCUUUUUUCCAGCUCUGCAGCCUGCAGCACGCACAAGCAGUUAAUCCCAGGCCGUGCAGAGCUGGCUGCUUACCUGGCUGGAGCAGUGCCUGGCAGAGGGAGGGACAAGGGCACGGCUCUGCACCUUGCCAGGGCAGGCAUCACUGCAAAAAUAUUUGCUGAAAAAAGUGCAGCUCCACCCCAAGGAAAACUGGGGCCAGGAGCGCAGCCUGCUCUGGGUUUGCAGACGGAGGGUGGUGGCGAACAGGGGAAUGCAUGCGGCUGCAGGGACUCCAGCACAUCCACUUGCUCCGCUUGCAGCCAGGCACUGCCCAGCACCUCCACUUGGCACCGCCGGGCUCAGCCGAGGGUGCCGGGCAGGGACGGGUGGCUGGGCAAGGUGACAGGCACUAGGGAUCCUGUCCGUGGGGGAAUCCCAGCACCGGAGGUCAGGGAGCCCUCGCCACCUCAGUGGGCAGCCAUGGGCUGCUGGAGGGGCCCCAGCACCAUGCUGGCCUGCCUGCUUCUCCUGCGUCCGCUGCCCUCGCCAGCCUGCCCUGCCGCCUGCCGCUGCUCCUCGGGGGAGGUGGACUGCAGCGAGCAUGCCCUCCGCAAGGUGCCACAGAGCCUGCCGACCAACACCAGCACCCUGUGGCUUGGCUACAACUUCAUCUCCGUGCUGGGGCCGCGCUCCUUCCCUCCGCUGCCGGGGUUGCUGCUGCUCAGCCUGCCCCACAACCGCCUGAAGCUGAUCCACAGCCAGGCGCUGGUGGGGCUCGGGGCGCUGCAGGAGUUGGACCUCAGCAACAACUACUUAACUGUGCUGAACCCUGAAACCUUCCUGCCCCUCACCAGCCUGGCCAUGCUCAACCUGGGCAGGAACAGGCUGGGGGAGCUGGAUCCUGGGGUGCUGCACGCUCUGCCCCAGCUCCAAGCCCUCCUCCUGCAGGACAACCCCUGGGUGUGCAGCUGCGGCAUCCUGCCCCUCUGGCGCUGGCUCAGCCACAACAGGGAAAAAGUGCAAGAGAAGAGUUUGCUCCUCUGCAGAGUCCCAGAGCAGCUGAACAAGUAUCCAGUCAUGGCCUUCAGGAAUGAGUCCUUCAGGCAAUGUCAGGAGACCUCACUGUCCACCAAGCACUACAUCGCCUUCUUGAUAAUUGGACCAUUCUCCUUCAUGGCCAGCAUCUUCUUCUGCACCUUCAUGGGCUCCAUCAUAGUGGUUUACCACAACCUGUGCAGGGAACCCCACUUCUGGAGGAGACCCAGCAUCCGCAGGCGCCGCUGUGGCAGGGUGACCAGGCUUUAGCCCUGGGCACGCUGUGGUCCAUGCUCUUGUCCAGCUGACUGCACCCCCCUGUUGCCAACAUUUCCCUGUUGACCAGUGAGAGGAUGCUCUGUUCCUGGAAAUCGCUUUUCUUCCUCCUCCCAGAGUCCCUCGAGAUGAUGCCAAACUCCCUCUGCCCCGCAGCCUGGGGGGAGCAGCCCCCAGCUCAGCCCCCCUGCAGGGCACAGUCUGACCACAGCUGCUCUCAGUGUUUUGGGAGGCUGCCCCAGGCCACCCUCAGACCUGCACAUCCCCUUCCUGGGGGUGGGGGGCAGAUGAUCCUUCUCCUGCAGCUCACCCUGACCCUGCUGCCCAGAAGCCUCAGUGUGCAUUUCAGGAUGCACUGUAUGCCUCUGUGUGCCUUUUGGUGCAUCCUGGGAGCCCCUGUGUGCAUCUCAGGACACACCAUAUUCCUCUGGGUGCCUUUCAGUGCACCCCAGGAGUCUUCAUUUGCCUUUUGGUGCAGCCCAGGAGCCUCUGUGUGCCUUUCAGUUUGCCCCAAAGCCCUCCUUAGGCCUUUGGGUGCCACCCAGCACUCCCCAUCUGCCAUUCAGUGGCCCCAGCAGCCUCAGCAUGCCAUUCUGUGCCCUCAAGACCCCUUGACUUGGCUUUUUCUGCAUCCAAAUGCCAUCCAUUUGGCUUUCUGUGUCCUGACAGGCAUUGGUUGGACUUUUGGUGUGCCCCAGAGCUCUCCGUGUGCCUUUUGGUGCACCUGAAGAUCUCUGGGUGCUUUUGGGGAACUCCAGAGCCUCCAUGGGACUUUCAGAAAGCCCCAGACCCCUCCGUGUGCUGCCAGGACAGGGCAGGUUGCACAAUGUUUCUUCUGAUGUUUUUUUUUUCCUUGAGACAGGGCUGCUGGUGCUGAGAAGGCUCAGCCAACGACCAAGAUCUAGGGUGAGGCUGAGGUUUAGGGUGACGGUUGGAAAGAGACAAAGCCUCGAGCUCCCACUGAUGUGGUUUGGCAAAGGGGCUGCCAAAGGAUGUGUGAGGCUGCAUGGUUGUUCCUCCCCUAAUAGCUUUUCCCCUAGGCUAAAGCUCAUCCAAGGCCAAGGUCUAGGGUUAGCUCAGUGAUGGGAGUGGAGACAAAAAAAGCCCAUGUGGGUUUACAGCACAGAACCUGCAGCCCUUGCUGCCGCCUCACUUCCCAUUGCUCACAAAAAGGGGCUGGGGCUGCCCCUGCAUCUCCUGCCGCCUCCUGCCCUUCCCUGCGGAAAUGCUUCUCCACUGCAUUCAUGGAAAUGCUUAGUGAGUGUAGUGGGUGAUGGCCUGGAAGGAGCUGGAGCUGUGCUCCAGAGGAAAGCACAAGCUGUGGUGACAAAAGCAUCUCUCAAGGAGGAGCAACAGCCCCUUCUGGCAUGAGUUCUUACCCAUUGCAAGGCAGUAAGAGCCACAGUGAGAUGACUGUGGCCACCAGCCUCCCCCUGUUCACUCAAUCUCUUGCCCAUGCAAGAACUGCAGGACAAGGCAGCUAUGUGGCGGGGGACAAGGCAUCCUUUGGCAAGCUCUUGGCAAGGAUUAAAUACAUCAUGCAGAGAAUAAACCAAUGUCACCUCAGUUGUGGCUUGCUCCCAUUUUUAUUUUCAAGAGAGAAACCAACCCAAUGCGCUGCCACACUGCUCGAUUCCUGCUCGGCUCUUCCUGCAGUGCCUCUUCCCAGGGAGGGGUGCAAGGGCUGC